Brienomyrus brachyistius is the source of this 1621-nucleotide messenger RNA. RefSeq names its product plectin-like. The transcript is spliced from 3 exons. Bases 159 to 1238 code for a protein of 359 amino acids. Gene Ontology annotation, molecular function: DNA binding. NCBI's taxonomy places the organism in Eukaryota, Metazoa, Chordata, Actinopteri, Osteoglossiformes, Mormyridae. The record is from RefSeq and is a predicted model, not a curated record.
UGCAUUUCGCUUCAAUCGCGAUCUAGGUGCUCGGCUACAGCAAGGGCCGUGCUCUCACUUGCUGCAGAUUGUCCCCCACGUCGAUAGAUGGCAGCAAACAAGCCCCCCGGCGUCGUGGGCUGAGCCCCAAUGUGGCCAAAUUGAAAUCCGCUGGAAUAAUGGCGUCGAGAAAACGCAGUGCAGUGUGGCCGUAUUUUCAGGACGGCAUGGAUCCCAAUAAGACGACGUGCCUGGUGUGCUCGGAAACGAUCCAGCACUGUGGUAAUACCAGCAACCUGCUGAAGCACCUGCGAUCGAAGCACCAGGCGGAAUUCGCUGACGUCGAGGCGAAGAGAAGGCCGUCCGAGGGGGCAUCGGUGACGGCUUUCCACCAUACAAUGGAGCCCGGGGAUUAUCCAGAAAUACUGGACUCUGUAGCGGUGGAGGACGUAAAGCAUGACAGACUAACGGAAGAAGCGCCGGCCGCUGCAGACGCGGGGGCCGCCGCCGAGACCUGCUAUCUGUCCGGAGCGACGUCCAAAAAGCGGAGCGCGGUGUGGACGUAUUACCAGGACGACGAGGAUGGCAACAAAGCGCUGUGCCUUAUAUGCCUGGAGAACAUCCAGCACCGCCGCAACACUAGCAACUUGCUGAAACAUUUACGGAAAAGACACCCUGCGGAGUACGCCGAUGUGGAGGACCGGACGAAAAGGCGGCAGGCGGAGGAUGGAGUGAUCGCCUCGCCGCCCUGCGCUUUUAAGCACCAGACGACUUUGCAAAACACUUGUAGAAACGCUACGAAAUAUCCAGAUAUCCUGGAGGUUAUAACUGUUGGGCAGUCUGAAGAGGAGCAGAUCAGAAGGGCCUUGGAGCAGGAGGCUAGGGCACUGGAGAGAGAGCGGGAGUUGACGGAGCAGUUGAGGAGGGCCCAGGAGCAGGAGGCCAGGGCUUUGGAACAGCAGAGGGCGCUAACGGACCAGUUAAGGAGGGCGCAGGAGGAGGAGAUGAAGAGAGCACGCGAGCUGGAAGCGGGAGUGCUGCAGCGGGAGAGGCAGGCGAUCGAGCAGCUGAGGAGGGCCCAGGAGCAGGAGGCCAGGGCCAUAGAGAGAGAGAGGGAGGCAUUAGCGCGGAUGAGAGAGGAGCUGGAGCGGGACCGGCGGCUCUUUCAGAGGCAGAGGGAGGCUGCGGGACAGGGCAGGCAGGGGGAGGUGACUCUCAAAACCGAGAAUGCGGACCCUGGGCUGGAGGUGACAACGUGAAGGGGAGGGAGAGCUCAGACUCGACCGCCAGCGACGGUACGACACCGAGUGAGACUGCUUCAGAACCCGGACAGGUGAGCGGAGUGCCCUGCACCUCCCCAAACCGCUAGGCACACCUAGUGACCUGCAGCCAUAAGUAAAACUCUUCAUCUUCCUCAUAGUGGAAGGAGGGAGCGUUCCUGGACUUUCCAUCCUGAAUCCAGCCGGUCUCCCAUGGCUGCCGGACCAGCUAAUGCUGAAUCCAGCCCAACUCGAGAGGAACACAGACAGCUCUGGAAUAAGACGUAGACUAUGUCCCCGGAGCUGUCCAGUCUGGGAGAAUGAGAAUUGUAAUUUGCUGUGUACAACAUUCGUUAUUUGGAAAUAAAUUAAUUUGAACUGAA